Epinephelus moara (kelp grouper) is the source of this 4505-nucleotide messenger RNA. Its product is annotated as stonustoxin subunit alpha-like. The record is from RefSeq and is a predicted model, not a curated record. The transcript is spliced from 3 exons. Gene Ontology annotation, molecular function: protein binding. The coding region runs from base 20 to 2134 and encodes 704 amino acids. Lineage: Eukaryota; Metazoa; Chordata; Actinopteri; Perciformes; Serranidae.
AGACUCGUCCUCGAUUGACAUGGCGGUGGCUGCCCUGGGCCAACCAUUUACCUUAGGAAUGCUGUAUGAUGGUCGGAAAGAUGAACUUAUCCCAGGUUUCACAUUGUGGGAUGAAGCAACUCUUCAGAAGAACACAGUUACAAGCUCUCAGCACAGUAGUGAAUUUGAGAUAACAACAUCUGAUUGUAUUGAAAAGAAGUCCUCUCAGCUGGACGUUGAUGCCUCCCUAAAAGGCAGUUUCCUGUGUGGGCUGAUCAAAGCUGAGGGAUCUGCCAAGUAUCUGAAUGAUAAGAAGAAAUUCAAGAAUCAGAGCAGAGUGACAUGUCAGUACAAAGCUAUCACCAACUUCAAACAGUUGUCAAUGACUCACCUCGCAACCAUGAGCCCCCAACAGAUGGAUGUUCUUGAGAAGGGCUUUGCAACACAUGUAGUCACCGGCAUCCUUUACGGUGCAAACGCUUUCUUUGUGUUUCACAGUGAAAAGUUAGAUGCCAGCAACGUUAAGGACGUCCAGUGCAGCAUGGAAGCUGUAAUAAAGAAGAUCCCCUCAUGUAAUGUUGAUGGGAAAGUAGAGAUGAAGCUGAGUGAUGAGGAAAAAGACCUGACCAAGAAAUUCUCCUGCAAAUUCUAUGGAGACUUCAUUCUUGAAAGCAACCCUACAACAUUUGAAGAUGCAGUGAAGACCUAUGUACAACUUCCAAAGCUGCUGGGAGAAAAUGGAGAGAACAGUGUUCCAGUGAAGGUCUGGCUGAUGCCACUGAAGAAUCUGUAUCUAAAAGCUGUUGAGCUGACGAGUGGGGUCAGUGUUAGACUGGUGAGAAAGGCUCAAAAAGCUCUGCAGAACCUGCAUGAUCUGGAAAUAGGAUGCAACGACUUUCUGGAGGACAAAGUAGUGAAAGAUUUUCCAAAGAUUCAUGAAAAGCUGAGCAGUUUCCAGAAACUCUGUGUCCGUUUAAGAUCUGCACUCGAACAGACCAUGGCAAAGAAAAUUCCAUUGAUCAGGACAGGAGAGGAAGAUGAAAGCAAAUUAGAAAAGGUCUUCAGUGACGGAAACAAGACACUGUUCAGUCAUGAGAAAUUAACCAAGUGGACGGAUGAUAAAGAGAGAGAAUUCAAUGUCAUCAGGUCCUGUGUAGAGAUGAUGGAGGGAACAAAGAUCGUCCCAGAUCAGUCAGAGCUGGACAGACAGGUUCUUGCUCCAAGUGUAGAGGAUGUUUUGUGCUUUGUUUUCACCUCCCUGGAAACUACUGACCCCUACCUUCAGAAACUUGCUCACUACGUGGAUCUAUUUAAGUUAGAUGGAACCUUGGGUGCCACGCCACCUGCAAAAGACCAGUGGUACUUCUCAGAAGAAGUGAUAACCACAAUGAGAAAAAAAGCCAAAGCUUUCCAUGAUCUUGCAAAAGCACUGAAGAACAGCAGCAGAUUCUGUUUCCUUGUAGCGGCCAUUGCAAAUGAGAAGUACAAAGGGGCAACCAUCUACCACUACAAGAACAGCAUUCUGGUCACUGAAGACUUCUCAAAGCCUGAUGUCACUGAUGUGGAAAAUGUAACAGACAGAAGAGAUUUACUCUGGUAUGCCUGUGAUCUCACCCUGGACCCAAACACAGCAAACAACCACCUCGUUCUGUCUGAGGGAAACAAGAGGGCGACACAUGGACCACCGCAGUCGUACCCUGACCUCCCACAGAGAUUCAAAAAGCUUUCUCAGGUUCUGUGCAGGGAGGGGCUUACUGGGCGCAGUUACUGGGAGGUGGAGUGGAGUGCUGGCAACAAUGAAGAUGUUGCUGUGGGUGUUUGCUACAAAGGACUGUUCAGGAAAGGAAAAGGCGACUGGUGCAGGCUUGGAUGGAACGUCAUGUCCUGGUGUUUCGGCCAUCGAUGGUCCCCGCUAUCUCCAAAGGCUACUCUCUAUGCAGAGCAUGCUAACGAGCGGCACUCUUUCCCUUUUCCGGCUACUGGCUGCACUCGACUGGGAGUUUAUCUGGACUGGCCUGCUGGCACUCUGUCCUACUAUAAGGUCUCAUCUGACACACUCAGUCACAUUUACACCUUCUCCAGCGAGUUCUCUGAGCCUGUUUACCCAGCCUUCUUGAUCUUUCAUGAUACCAACUACAUGUUCCUGUCUCUGUAAACUUGGCACCACACCAUAUCAGUUUGUGACAGAUCCAAAGUCCCGCCUCCCUUAAUUACGGCUAAGUCUGACAAGCUUGACAUAAGGAAACAUGGCCAUGCCGGUUCCAUUUAGCCAGGUGCUGCUUCAAGAAGCCAUUAGUCAGGACUACAGUGUGCAAUGGAAGGAUAUCUUUGUGAUGCUCCUCUGUCCCAAGGCGUCCCCCAGAGGUCGGUGCUCGGUCCUCUCCUAUUCGUCCUCUACAUGCUCCCCCUUGGUAACAUCAUUCACAGCCAUGGUCUCAACAUCCACUGAUGAAGUCCGACUCUACAUCUACCUAAAUCCAUCACCACUAAAACUCACUCCACUCUGACCACCUGCCUCUUUGAAAUCAAAUCCUGGAUGCAGGCCAACUUUCUUUAACUGAACUUUGAAAAAUUUAUCAUGAUCAUCAUCGUUCCCAAAUCCCUUAUGAAAACCACUCACAACUUAUGUCUCAGCUUCAUAACUUCAUAACUCUACUCUGCAUUCCUCCUCACACAUCUUCAACCUCGGAGUUAUUUUCAACAGCAACCUCUCCUUCAAAAAAACACGUCAGUCAAAUCACCAGUACUGCCUACUGCCACCGAAAAACAUAGCUCGUCUCCGCCCAUCACCCUCCCCCUCUGCUGCCGAAACUCUCGUCCAUGCCUUUGUCACAUCCAGAAUUGACGACUGUACCCGUGGCCGGCCCGAUAAAAAUCAAUAGCUUCGAUUAAAAACUACAUAUAAACAUGAAAAAUGUUUAAAAAAUUAAAGCAGAGACGACGCCACCUAGGGUUAAAGGAGCCCAAGGACUUCAUACAAGGCUACAUGGGCUCCUAUAAAAUCAGGGGUGAGCAGAGUUAAAAAACAGAACUGAGGCUGGGCUUAAAACCAGUUCACUAAAAUUCCCCCUUCCCCAGAGUCAAUAACUGCCCUUUGUCAAAUGAAACUGGCAUCCUCCAGUGCCAGUGGCUGCGCCGUCCUCAGCAACCUGUUCUUCCUUACACGCCUCCAGCUGUGGCUGCCCUGUUGUGGUCGUGCCCCUCUCUGCCCGGCCCCACGGCCAGCCCUCUCAGUAUCUGCCGCGAAACAGAUAUCAGUACUCAUAAUACAUCUUCCAAACUCCUAAAUAAACUCCAAUACAUCCAGAACUCUGCUGCCCAUCUGCUCACCUAUUCCUGCUCCUGCGAUCACACCACCCCUGUCUCCCUGUCCCACAAUGCAUUGAAUUCACAGUCUUCACUCGUAAAGUCCUCCAUAACCACGCCCCCUCCUACCUCACCGAGCUGCUCCAACGCCACACUCCUUCCCACAGUCUCAAGGAACCUUAGCCUUGAUCUUUUCUGACAAACAAUAAUUCAUGUAAUCUUAAAAAUAUGUCAGCGACCAACCUGUCUGUCCCCUCCAAAUCUCGGGAAAAGCUCACUAAAGAAAAAAAAGGGGCCUCACUGUUACUUUAGUUAACAGAAAAUGAAAUACUAAAAAAUAUAUCUCUGAAAAAUGGUGAAGGAGAAAUACUCUCUACAUUUAAACACGAGUAAAACAUUUGAAACUAAACACAAAGUGCAACACCUGAAUGCAGCAUCCGACUCUCUGUGGUGCAUUCAGGUCCAGUGCAGGUUGCUCAUGCUGAUCUGUGUGUGUGUGUGUGUGUGUGUGUGUGUGUGUGUGUGUGUGUGUGUGUGUGUGUGUGUGUGUGUGUGUGUGUGUGUGUGUGUGUGUGAAUAUCUGCUCACACACUGCAAACAUGCGCAGAACACAGCGCUCUCUGCCGCACGACAGGAGUGCCGUCUGCAGAGCCCACAGGCCGGGGUGCGCUCGAUUUCUCCUUCAUAUCACACAGUGGGGCGGGGCUUCCCUUUCAAAGCAAAUUGGGAUUCUUUAACUCUCAAAAACAGCAAAAGAAAGUUCACCAGAAUGAUAUCUACACUUAAUUAGGCUGAUACCAUAGAUCUAAUGUCAAUUUCUUCAUGCAAUUUUCUGAGUUUUAAUAACAUAAAUAUACGUUUAUCAGCCCAAUAUGAAGUCAUAUUUUAUCUACACAUAGAUUAUUAUCCCUUUUUGUUAACAUCUGCUUUAUUCCCUCAUUGUCUAGGGUCCCACAGAUAUUAAUGAUAAUUUCUUGAUCAAAUAUACACAAGAAAAGGAAGUAUUUUUGUUUAAUAUGUUGUAUGGACUUUUGACUUUUUGCAGCUCUGAGACCAAAAAUAUAAGUGAUGUGACAUUUUCAGUGAUGACAUCAUCAGCUCCAAAUCAUGUUUAUAAGUAUUUCUUAAUCAAUUAAGUAUCAAUCAGUAAUUUCAGGCCUGUUUUUGAGCUGAUAAAGAGGACAUGAGGAUUAACCAAGCCUCAUAUUUUUAAAAAUGGA